This is a messenger RNA of Lycium ferocissimum, 1431 nucleotides long. RefSeq lists its product as uncharacterized. The record is from RefSeq and is a predicted model, not a curated record. The transcript is spliced from 4 exons. Lineage: Eukaryota; Viridiplantae; Streptophyta; Magnoliopsida; Solanales; Solanaceae. The coding region runs from base 1 to 1431 and encodes 476 amino acids.
AUGCCGUUGAAUGAAAAUAAUGAUUUGACCGUUGAUCUUACGGUCAAAUCGUGCACGGGUAAGAACUUUGAUAUGUUUAGGCUAAUUCUUAAAAGCAUGGGUUGGAGGAUUUCUUUAGGAAAAGUUGUUUUGGGUGUAUUUGGAUCGGCUUACCAAGAAUUUGGCACUGCACGGUUUCAAAUGAAAAUGUUACCGGCCUUAGAUGUCAUCCUUGUGAGCUUCCCUACCGUUGUAUUGAAUAAGCCAGCCCGGACUAGUAAGACAGCCAAAGAAGCCAAGAAAGUAGGAAAGGGUGGAAAAGAUAACAGUGAAACUGGUUUGGUGGAGUUAGUUGGGAAAAGCUACAAAGGAGAUAAGCUGCUUGUAGAUUUGCAGUCCAAAACCAUGUCAAAAAAGCAUAAGCAGUCCUUGUGUUUAGUUUGGUUUGUGCACUGUGUUCUUAUGGCAAAAGAUACAAGUCUGAACAUACCACUUGGUUUGCUUAAACUUGCGGAGGACUAUGAGGCAUUCAACAACCAUGGAUGGGGCCGGGAAAGCUUCAAGUUGACUGUUGACUACUUAUCGAAAGAGCUUAAGCCAACAGUGAAGACAGUCAAUCUAUAUGGCUUCCCUUGGGCUUUCAUGGCUUGGGCAUUUGAAGCCAUUCCUCACCUCCGACAACAAGUGAAGGACUACCCUUCAGAAGUGUCUUUUCCAAGAAUGCUUAGAUGGCUGACUGCAAAGAGCAACACUAGAUUGAGUGUUGAUCUUUUUAACCCUCCUUUGGAAGAGGUUGUGCACCCAUGGCUUGUCCCGACAGUACGGGAGUUGGAGAUGCCAUUCCUUGCUUCCUUUGAGCCCUUACAAUCUGUUCCUGAUAAAAUGAUUGAGGGGAUAAAAUUAGAAUUGGCUGGAGUGACAGCCAUCAAAAGGGAAUCAGUUGUGGUAGAUGUUGGUGGUGGUGGUGUUGUUGCUGGUGGUCAGCCUGCUGUUGAUGACGUUGCGGCAGAAAUUGCCGGUGAAAAAAUAAUAGAUGAUGAUGUUGAUUUUGGUAGACAAACUCCAAUUGGUGGUGUUGUUGGUGGACAAACUCCAAUUGGUGGUGAUGUCGGUGGACAAACUCCAAUUGAUGGAGAUGUUAGUUGUGGCGGAUUUGGUGGUAGAUUUUCCUUUGUUGGUGCCGACACAUCGAAAUGUGCUUGUGAAUGCACCUAUUGCAAGCGGCGAAUGGAUGAUUUGAUAAAAAAUGUUGAGGAGUUGGUGAAUGCACAAAAAGACACAAAUUCUGCUUUUACAGAGUUUGUUAUCCAAGAGGGUGUCAAUCCAUCCAAGAAGCGACCUCACCCUAUACUCCUAUUCGCAUUCGCAACGAAGGAAAAGCAAUUUCCAAGGCGGUUGCCGAUGUUAGGUCAAGGAAAUCUUCUACACCCCACAAAGUACCGCCGUUGUUGA